Molecule: messenger RNA, 297 nt
Organism: Zonotrichia albicollis (white-throated sparrow)
Lineage: Eukaryota; Metazoa; Chordata; Aves; Passeriformes; Passerellidae
Source: RefSeq, a predicted model, not a curated record
GUAUGUCACCCACCUGAUGAAGCGAAUCCAGAGGGGCCCUGUCCGCGGCAUCUCCAUCAAACUGCAGGAGGAGGAGAGGGAGAGGAGGGACAACUAUGUCCCCGAGGUCUCUGCCCUUGACCAGGAGAUCAUUGAAGUGGACCCGGACACCAAGGAAAUGCUGAAGCUCCUGGAUUUUGGCAGCCUGUCCAACCUGCAGGUGACACAGCCUACAGUGGGAAUGAACUUCAAGACGCCCCGGGGAGCGCUCUGAGUCUGUCCCUGUGUGUCGCUUUUCCAAUAAACGUGAGGAAACCA